Alosa sapidissima (American shad) is the source of this 745-nucleotide messenger RNA. Its product is annotated as kinesin heavy chain-like. The coding region runs from base 139 to 528 and encodes 129 amino acids. The transcript has 7 exons. NCBI's taxonomy places the organism in Eukaryota, Metazoa, Chordata, Actinopteri, Clupeiformes, Clupeidae. The record is from RefSeq and is a predicted model, not a curated record.
ACAAAUGUUCACAAACAGCUGGUACGUGACAAUGCAGAUCUGCGUUGUGAGCUUCCUAAACUGGAGAAACGUCUUCGGUCUACGGCGGAGCGAGUUAAGGCCUUGGAGGGUGCACUAAAGGAGGCCAAGGAGAGCGCCAUGAGGGAGCGCCGGCGCUAUCAGCAGGAGGCCCAGCGCAUCAAGGACGUCAUGAGGGUCCGCUACCCGCUCAGGCAUCCCCACGCCGCACAGACCGCCAAGCCCGUUCGUCCUGGUCACUUCUCCGUUGCCUCUCCCACCAACCCACUGGUGAUGCGCAACAGUGACCACCCCAUCGCCCAUAGCAACGUGCUGUUCCAGAACAGCCCCCAGGCCGGCCCCCAGCAGCAGCCCCCGAACCCCAGCACCACGCAGGAGAUCACGGCCCCAGUGGAGGUGAGCAAUGCCACAGUCAACUCCUCAGAGACAUCGGAGUCCCAUCAGCUCAAUGUGGCCAACGAAACCCAAAAAUCACAACUUCCACUGCAUCUCUAUGGGACUGUGAGCUGAAGAUCUUCCCGAGCCUUCUUUGAAUCAAAGAAAGACAUGACCAAUCCCAAGAGGACCCAAGUACUGCUGCAGUGAGGAAGAGAGAUGCCACUCUGAGAUGCCUCUUUGAGUAUAUGGGAGAGAGUGGACAGGAGCUCAUCUCUGACUACUGUGUAAGUAUUGUCUCAAAGCGAGUUUGGGUCAGUCUGGUGAACAGGUUUAAAUUGCGCUGACUGUG